CUUCUCCAGAGGAUCGACAGGCCCUGUGUGGUUGGCACACUUCCCCGUAUCUGUCCCGUUGUAACCCAGAUCUUCACUGAUGCGAUCCCACAGAUUUUAGAUUGACGAUGGCAUCCGACAAUCUCCCGUCUGAGUUCGAUGUCGUCAUCCUCGGCACUGGCCUCACAGAGUCCAUCGUCGCCUCGGCCUGUUCGAGAGUGGGCCAGAGGGUCCUGCACGUGGACCGCAGGAACUACUACUCCAGCAAAUGGGCCGGCUUCAACUUCAACAGCCUGCUGUCCUGGAUCGAGGAGCACAAGGCCCAACCGGGCUCUCAGAGCAAAGAGGAGGAGGAGGAGGAGGUGGAGUGGAGGAGUAAAGUGGAGGAUGGGGAAGAGGCUUUGCCUAUCAGCGCUGACGAGUCCUUCAUUAGUGACUUAGAGGUGUUCUGCUAUGCAAGUUUAGAGGAGGAAGAGGAAGAGGAGGAGGAGAAGGAGGUGGCGAAAGAAGAUAAGCAACUGACUGAAACUGCACCUCCUUCUGCAGAGGAAACGAAGGGGGAGGAGGAGGAGGGCGUUGUCAGUCCUGACGGCACACAGGAAACCUCAACCGGCAGUGAAACUCAGCAGUGCAGCCAGAACAACGAGGCCUCCGAGACGCAAGAGGAGGAAGGAACUGCCAAGCAAGAGGCCACCCAAUCAGGUGACGCAGAGGAAAAAGAUGAACAGCAGCAGCAACAACAACAGGAGGAGGACAAAAGCACAAAGGAGGAGGAGAAGAAGAAGAAGAAGAAAAAGAUCACCUACCCCACUCUGCUGAAGGAGGGCCGGCGGUUCAACAUCGACCUGGUCUCCAAGCUCAUCUACUCGCGCGGCAGCCUGGUCGACCUCCUGAUCCAGUCCAAGGUCAGCCGCUACACCGAGUUCAAGAUCGCCACGCGCGUCCUGACCUACCGGGCGGGACGCGUGGAGCAGGUGCCCUGCUCGCGCGCCGACGUGUUCGCCAGCAAGCAGCUCACCAUGGUGGAGAAGCGCAUGCUCAUGAAGUUCCUCACCUUCUGCAUGGACUUCGAGAGCCACCCGGAGGAGUACCAGGAUUCGGCCGACUCGCUCUUCUCCGACUUCCUCAAGACCAAGAAGCUGACGGAGAACCUGCAGCAUUUCGUGCUGCACUCCAUCGCCAUGGUGACGAAGGAGAGCUGCCGCACGGCGGACGGCCUGCGGGCCACGCGGCACUUCCUGCAGUGCCUGGGCCGCUACGGCAACACGCCCUUCCUGUUCCCGCUCUACGGCCUGGGCGAGAUCCCGCAGUGCUUCUGCCGCAUGAGCGCCGUCUUCGGCGGCAUCUACUGCCUGCGGCACUCCGUCGCCGCCCUGGUGGUGGACAAGGAGAGCAACCGGUGCAAGGCGGUCAUCGACACGCACGGCCAGCGCAUCGGCUGCACCCACUUUGUGGUGGAGGACGGGUUUAUGGUCGACCAGUGGAAGAAGAAGAAGGAGGACCAGCAGCAGCGUAUAUCCAGGGCCGUCCUCAUCACGGACCGCUCCGUGCUGCCCGCCGACUCGGACCAGCAGAUCUCCCUGCUGACGGUGCCCCCCCUGGAGGCCGGCGGGCCGUCGGUGCGCGUGGUGGAGCUCUGCUCCUCGUCCAUGACCUGCAUGCCUGGCACCUACCUGGUGCACCUCACCUGCGCCUCCAGGGGAACCGCCCGAGCGGACCUGGAGCCACUCGUCACCGACAUGUUCUCCGUGCCCCCCGCUGUUGGUGGAGCCGGUGCUGAGGCGGCGGCCAACGCGGAGGGAGAUGACGGCGGCAAGACGGACGAGAGAAGCGGAGAAGGUCGGCCGACCGUGUUGUGGGCGAUGUACUUUAACAUGCUGGACACCUCCGCGAUGGACCUCGCCGCCGACGCCGACUUGCCCGGCAACGUGCACCUGUGCGCGGGGCCCGACGUGGGCUUGGGUUGCGACUACUCCGUCAAGCUGGCCGAGACGGUCUUCCGGCAAAUUCUGCCGGAAGAGGAGUUCUGCCCGCCCGCCCCGGACCCCGAGGACAUCAUAUACGAAGGAGGAGAGGCCCCCCAGGGGGAGGGCGCGGGCUUCGAGGAAACCCCCAAGACUGAGGGGGGCACCGAGGGUGAGGCUGAGGCUGGUGAGGGCCAACCAGAGUCUGAGAAGGAGACGGCGGAAGAGGAAAGUCCUUCGCAGGAUGCACCUAAGGAGACAGGAGGUCAGGAAGCAGAAGUGGACACUUCUCCAUCUGAAGAGUGAACCUCACACUUCCCACCUGCAUCAUCACCAAUCUAGACCACCCACACAGCCACCCACACCCAGGCCUAAGUUCCCUUUACACUUCCCUCAACAAUGGAGCUCUUUCCCUUAAGACCAGGGGUGGGGAACCGUUUUCAUUCGACGGCUACAUCAAAUUUGAUUAAGUCCUCCAAGGGCCUUACUAUGAACACAAAUCAGGAUCCCCUUGAAGGUGGUCACCUUUACAACAGACCCCUACUUCACUUGGUCCCCUUAAUUGUAUUACAGAUGAAAUGUCUAAUAUUUCUUUACAAAACAUGUAAUAUUUCAUAUGAAACUACAUACCAUUAAAAUCGGGGGCCGGAUAAAACGUCUCUCAAGACAUAGGUUCCCCACCCCUGCUUUAGGCACCAAUGGCCAAAGUCUUACCAAUGGCCCACCUUCCCAGUCAUCCAUCACCAGGCUCCCCACACACGCCCUCAUCAACAGAGCUCUUCCCCUUUAGACACCUACCUGUCACCUACCAAACCCCUAGUCCCAGGCCCAAGUUCUCCACACACUCCCCUCACCAACUGAGCUUUUUCUCCCAAACACCAGGCUGGCAUCAUGACAAGGCACGUGACCAACACGCAAGUACAUACUGUACAUACAAGUACAUACUGUACAAACUGGGCAAGGCUGCUGAAAAGCAGUUUUCCCCCAAAACCAUCCCUAACCAUAACCUGUCAACAAAGCAACUUUUAUACAGCUUGACUUUCGCCAACAACAACAACGAAACAACAAGGAACGAAAAAUUGUGCCCAGACCAAAACCACCCCUAACGCUAACCUGUCACAGGGCAUUGUAGAGCACGGGCAAAGAUGCAAAAUCAUGGUGUACACAAAGUUCAAACCGGCGUUGUAUUUGUACGCAUUGUCAUGGUGCCAUGUUACAAACACCCACCUGCUGUCUCACCUAACUAAGCCCCCACUAGUCACCCAUCAUCAGCCCCACACACACACACUUCCCUCAACAACCAAGCCCGAACAUAUGAAUAACAUCAUUGAGCCUGUUUAUAUUGCCACAAUAAUCGGAUUAUUGGAAUAAACAGGUUAUUGGAGUAAACUGUUUAUUGCUGUUAACAUGCAGUCUGUCGGUUACCCGUGUUCUAUUCAAGUGUGUGACACGGAGCUAGAAUUUAAGGCUUGUGAUUGGCUACUUAUCAUUCUCUAUUGUCAAGAACCUGAUAAUAACCCGAUUAUGCUGGAUACACGUCUUAAAAAAUAAUUUCAUUACCCAAAAACCCACCUGUGAAUCGUAUUUCUCAUAAACCGAUAACUGCAAUAAACCGAUUAUUGUGAACAGUUUGUUCAGUUUACAUCAGCACAUGAAUAAACCGGUUACUCCAAAAACCUGAUCAUAAACGGUUUAUUGAUGUGCAUAUAAUCGGGCUCAUAGACACAAGAAAGCACAGGCCAGUUAUGACCUCGAGCUGUCUUCAGAGUAAUAUAAUAACACAGUACAAAAAGAUGGUACCUAUGUAAAGGUAAUAAAUAUAUUAUAUACUGUUAUAUUCCAAAUGUGUCACUACAUGUGACAAUAAUAAAGCUUGUACCACACUGUGCAUAGUAGACAUUCAAGUUAGACGCUUCAUCAUGCACAAGAAGGUCUAAUACUCAGUAUUUGACGUGACCCUAGACUGACUCGAUGGAGAGAGUUUAUUUAAAAUGCCACAGAUUACUCAUUGGCAAUUGAGGAUGCAAUGAUUGAGUAUUUGAGAUGGUCGUAAAGUCUGCAGUCUACAAAAGGGUCUUAACUUUGAAUGUUUUGUUUUUAUUAUUAUUUCUAUGUGUUUUGUAUUUGUGUCUUCUUAUUAAUGUUCAUAUUUAAUAAUUAUCAGAGGGCCUUUGUGCUUUGUUUACAGUGCUUAUUUGUUCUCAGCUCGUUGGAGUUUUUCUUUGUUUUGAUUUGUUUUUCUUCCGCCACACCUUGGUGCCUGGUGUUGUCAUGGACAACUGAUCUUAAAAUCUCCAAUUUCCCCGUCAGCUUCUGUGCCUGUAUCAGUAAACUUUCAGUGAAAUGGUCAGGUAGGACAUUUUCGUUUUCCUGCCAUACCUUUUGGCAUUUUCACAAUGUCAACUCAUAAUGGCUGUCAUUUUGUUGCUCCUGCUCUUAUUAAACGAGCAAACAUACGUAACCAUGACCUAACAAAAAAAAACAGAAAGAGACCUAAAAAGAAUAAUUCGUUAUUCAAGGUUUUUCAUCUUCUUGUGGUUGAACCUUGUCGUAAAAGUUUAUGGCUCAUUCAGUUGAGCUGACGCUAGGUAAGGCCUGCCACAAGUCUGUUCAGGUUAUGACUUGCGGUUUGUAAAGAAUCCCUUAGGGCCGGUGACAGCUUUGACUGGGCCCGGCACCAGAUCACCUGAGGGAGCCCUCCUCUCAAUGCCUACAAAACCGUAAGGAAAUUAGAACCCAAUUCUUGGCUCCCCCUCUCCCUGGGCCCAGCACAACUGACCUUUUUGUCCCCCUCUGUUGCCGGGCCUGACUUAGCCCAUAGGCUUGUUGCGGCUGAACGGAAUCUGCUCAUCUGUGAGAAAAUGUUUCUGUAAGACGUCUUUGUAAUUUUUUUUGUCAGUAAUUCGUUUGUGGGUUUAAAAAAAGCAUUAAAAAGAUAUGUCACCUUUUGAUGUUUCGGAGAGGCCUAUAAAUCCAUCAGGAAACAAGAAAGAUGCCUUCUGUCUUUGAUGGUGAACUGCUCCUCCAACUGAAGUUGUCGUCGUUUCCCAAGAUGAACUCUCACAUUAGCACACAUUAACAAGGCUCCCGUCAGGCUGAUUUCGUUGUCUUCACCAGCAGAACGCCUUCAUCUGACUCAGCUGGUCAAUGAGUUAAAUUGCAUAAAUUCACUAUUUGUCACCUGCCACCUUCAUUAUUUUCUUUUGUGAAAAAAGGCUGCCAAGAUGCACUGUGCAUUUGCCACAAUAUGUAGCCUAACGUUUAUUCCCUUGAGAUGUAAGGUGAGCUCUGUUGCCUCAGAAUGAAAUGCCGAGAGAGACCAACGUGUUUGUACCAAAUGUGCCCUGUGUGGCAGUGUACUGUAUUUUGUUAGCUCCUGCUGUAUGUCCCAGACGGUGCAUUGCAAACCCAAGGGAACCCGCGGCCAUCACUGUGUAUGUUCAAGACACCUGUUCUCCUCUUUGUAUAUGUUCUCUGCAUGGUCUUCAGUAUUUAUUAUUAUUGUAUGUUUUCAUGGCUGUCAAACAUUAAAGAUCAUCAUAUCUUUACCAUUA
Messenger RNA from Engraulis encrasicolus (European anchovy), 5497 nucleotides. It is a transcript of the gene chm, whose product is annotated as CHM Rab escort protein. The coding region runs from base 108 to 2249 and encodes 713 amino acids. Gene Ontology annotation, cellular component: nucleus; cytosol; cytoplasm. The transcript is spliced from 2 exons. Gene Ontology annotation, molecular function: GDP-dissociation inhibitor activity. Gene Ontology annotation, biological process: protein geranylgeranylation; intracellular protein transport; vesicle-mediated transport. The record is from RefSeq and is a predicted model, not a curated record. Lineage: Eukaryota; Metazoa; Chordata; Actinopteri; Clupeiformes; Engraulidae.